AUGAGCAACAACGUCAUGCACACCAACGACUCCGACGCCAAGGCUGCCGCCCUGCAAGCAGAAUUAGAGCAGGUUAACCAACGCAUGGCCGAACUGCGGGAGCAGGCCGCCCGCGAGCAGGCGGAGGCGGAGGAGAGACGCCGGGCUAGGGCGGCAGCCAACCGCGCUCUAAAGGAGCGCCUCGACCAGGAGCGUCGGCAGAUGGAAGAGCUGCAGAGGACGUUGGCCUCACCGCCUCCGACCGCAGUGCAGUCGGCGGCCGCCAGUCCGGAGCGCAGCGCCGCUGCGAUCCGCGCCGGGAUCCCCACCGCACCCACCGCACCCACCGCAGGCACCGCACCCACAGCACCCACCGAGCCAAUUCUUGUCCGGGAGCAAACCCCCACUAUCGAGUCCCGCCCCCCUCGCCAUGUGUCGUUUCUGGCGACCCCGGAGAGGUCCACCCGCAGGGCCAUUACCCAGGCCGGGGCCCUUGUUCCCGCCUCUGCUGGCCCAACCACUCCGACAUCUGCCGUUCUCAGCGCUCUCAGCGCGGUCAGGACCCCUCCCAGCACCUCUGCCGUCCCGACAACGCCCUCACGGGCGGAAUACAAAGAGACCUCUGCGAUCGCAGCGGCGGAGCGCCACGAAAAGGACAUCAUCGAACAGGCGCACCUCAUGGGGCGGUGGCAGAUGUUGAGGGACGAAGUUGUCAUUGAGAUUGGAAGGUCCUACAAUUGCGAUUUGGCCAGAAUGACACCAGAGGUGGAUGCGUUGGAGGCGAAGCUGUUCACCGUGGCGCAAAAGUCACCAUGGAAACAAUCUGAUGUCCGCAAGAAGCGUGGAUUGACGGCGGCAGAGCGCGAGGCGUCGGGGUUGGCGGCGCGCUAUCGCCAAGACCAGGGGGCGCUGGCGACCAUUGGGGCUGCGGCGACGGCGCGGAAUGCUGCUGAUUUCUUCCAGCAGCAGUUGGAGCAAGAAGAAGAGGAGGAAGACAUCGAGGAGGAGGAGGAAUACCCAAGGGGAAGGGGGAAGAAGCCCCGCCGACGCCAGUAG
Messenger RNA from Fimicolochytrium jonesii, 1035 nucleotides. RefSeq lists its product as uncharacterized. The record is from RefSeq and is a predicted model, not a curated record. Lineage: Eukaryota; Fungi; Chytridiomycota; Chytridiomycetes; Spizellomycetales; Powellomycetaceae. The transcript has 4 exons. Bases 1 to 1035 code for a protein of 344 amino acids.